AGGUUUUCUUCUUGGAUGUUUCUCCAGCUGUCUUGUGAUGGAAGGAAAAUACUUUUGACGUUAUAAUGGAUUUUAUGCAACGUCAUAACGAAAACUGGCCGGGUAGCAGCAUUUCUGUUUGAAGAGAGUAAGCCUAAUUACAAAUAAUCAUGACAACUUCUCAUAUGAAUGGACAUAUCACAGAAGAUUCUGACAAUGAAGCAAAGAAUGUGGAUCUUGCAUCUCUUGAGGAACCUCAAAAGCACAGAGAAAUGGCUGUUGAUUGCCCUGGGGAUUUGGGCUCCAGGAUGAUGCCCAUGCGGCGGAGCGCUCAGCUUGAGCGAAUCCGUCAGCAGCAGGAGGACAUAAGGCGCAGACGGGAAGAAGAGGGAAAGAAACAAGAACUGGACCUUACUGCUUCUAUGAGGCUAAAGAAACUAGCACAAAUUCCUCCUAAAACUGGAAUAGAUAAUCCAAUAUUUGACACAGAAGAAGGCAUUGUUUUGGAGAGUCCUCAUUAUGCUGUGAAGACACUAGAAGUGGAAGAACUGUUAACUUCUAUUAAGCAUAUCCAACACGUUUUGGUAGACCCUCAGAGCCAAGAGGAUAUCUCUCUCAUUUUACAGCUUGUUCAAAAUACGGAUUUUCAGAAUGCAUUUAAGAUACACAAUGCUGUUACAGUGCACAUGAACAAAGCCAGCCCUCCGUAUCCUCUCAUCUCCAAUGCACAAGAACUAGCACAAGAGGUACAGAGCGUUUUGAAACCCAGUCACCAUAAGGAUGGGCAGGAGCUUAAUGCUUUGCUGAAUGCCCCUCACAUGCAGGCGCUUUUACUGGCUCAUGAUAAGGUUGCGGAACAAGAAAUGCAACCAGAGCCUGUGACAGAUGAAAAACUUUACGAGAAUGUUGGAGUGUAUGGAGGCGAGACAGUUAAAAUAGUUCGCAUUGAGAAAGCUCGGGAUAUUCCGUUGGGUGCUACUGUUCGCAAUGAAAUGGAUUCUGUUAUCAUUAGUCGAAUAGUGAAAGGAGGUGCUGCAGAGAAGAGUGGGCUGUUACAUGAAGGGGACGAAGUUCUGGAGAUUAAUGGCAUUGAGAUUCGUGGAAAAGAUGUUAAUGAAGUUUUUGACUUGUUGGCUGACAUGCAUGGUACUCUGACCUUUGUAUUGAUUCCCAGUCAACAGAGCAAACCACCUCCUGCGAAGGAAACAGUUAUACACGUGAAAGCGCAUUUUGACUAUGAUCCCUCUGAUGACCCUUACGUCCCCUGCCGAGAGUUAGGCCUAUCUUUUCAAAAAGGAGAUAUACUCCACGUGAUCAGCCAAGAAGAUCCAAACUGGUGGCAGGCUUACAGAGAUGGAGAUGAAGAUAAUCAGCCAUUGGCAGGCCUUAUCCCUGGAAAAAGUUUUCAGCAACAGAGAGAAGCAAUGAAGCAAACUAUAGAAGAAGACAAGGAGCCAGAAAAAUCAGGAAAACUCUGGUGUGCGAAGAAAAACAAAAAGAAACGGAAAAAGGUUUUAUACAAUGCAAAUAAAAAUGAUGAUUAUGACAAUGAGGAAAUUUUGACCUAUGAGGAAAUGUCACUGUAUCAUCAACCAGCAAAUCGGAAACGGCCUAUUGUUCUGAUUGGCCCACAGAACUGCGGCCAAAAUGAAUUGCGGCAGCGACUUAUGAAUAACGAAGUGGAUCGCUUUGCCUCUGCAGUUCCCCAUACUACUCGGAGCAGGCGAGAGACUGAAGUAGCUGGCAGGGAUUACCAUUUCAUUUCCCGACAGGCAUUUGAGACUGACAUAGCAGCAGGGAAGUUCAUUGAAUAUGGAGAGUUUGAAAAGAACCUCUACGGUACUAGCAUAGACUCCGUGCGGCAAGUAAUCAACUCUGGCAAGAUAUGCCUUUUAAAUCUUCAUACCCAGUCACUGAAGACACUACGAAAUUCUGACUUGAAGCCAUAUAUUAUAUUUGUUGCACCACCUUCACAAGAGAGAUUACGUGCUUUAUUGGCCAAAGAAGGGAAAAACCCAAAGCCAGAAGAGCUGAGAGAAAUCAUAGAGAAGACAAGGGAGAUGGAACAGAACAAUGGCCACUACUUUGAUACAGCAAUUGUGAAUUCUGAUCUUGAUAAGGCAUAUCAGGAGUUACUUCGGUUAAUAAACAAACUUGACACAGAACCCCAGUGGGUGCCCUCUACCUGGCUACGAUGAGAGAGCAACUCCAAGGGACAAAUGGACUUCAAUCUAGUAAUCUUUCCAAGGAGGUUGUGUGUAGGUCUGCCCCAUUCUAGUGUAAGUGUGUGUGAGCUCUAGACCUCAGUGGCUGCAUCCUUUGCCAGUGAAAUUGCGUAUUAUUGAGAAAAUACACUGAUCAGCUUGUGAGCCGGUUUAGCUGAUAUAAAGAUUGUCCAAGUUUUCUUUCUCUGUGGUCUAGAAAUGGAGACCUUGCUAGUACUAAAUUCUAAAGCUUUAGAUAACUUUUUUCUAGCCACUACUUUUAUACAUAAAUCCACCUUUUUUUACCUAGAAUCACCCUUAAGAAAUCAAAGAUUUUAAGUAUGUGUAUGUAUAUACAGUCCAUGCUUGUCACAUAGUUAUAAAUAUGAAUGUUAUUUAACACUUAACUUAAUGACUUUGUGGGA
Messenger RNA from Leptosomus discolor (cuckoo roller), 2608 nucleotides. It is a transcript of the gene PALS1, whose product is annotated as protein associated with LIN7 1, MAGUK p55 family member. The record is from RefSeq and is a predicted model, not a curated record. NCBI's taxonomy places the organism in Eukaryota, Metazoa, Chordata, Aves, Leptosomiformes, Leptosomidae. Gene Ontology annotation, molecular function: protein binding.